AUGGCUACGAACAUUGGGAUGAUGGAUUCAGCAUAUUUCGUAGGGAGAUCUGAGAUUCUCGCAUGGAUUAAUUCCACUCUGCAACUAAAUCUCUCCAAAGUCGAAGAGGCUUGUUCAGGCGCAGUUCACUGCCAGCUCAUGGAUUCGGUCCACCCAGGAAGUGUUCCGAUGCACAAGGUUAAUUACGACGCAAAGAGUGAGUACGAGAUGAUACAAAACUAUAAGGUGCUUCAGGAUGUGUUUAACAAGCUCAAGAUCACUAAGCACAUUGAAGUGAGCAAACUCGUUAAGGGUAGACCACUUGAUAACUUGGAGUUCAUGCAAUGGAUGAAGAAGUACUGCGAUUCUGUUAAUGGAGGCCAGCACAAUUACCACGCACUGGAGAGAAGAGAAGCCAGCAAAGGAGGAAAAGAAGCAACCAAGAGAGCUGCAGCUACACAACAGUCAGGCAAGAAUUCUUCUUCUUCAGCUGCACCUAGACCUUCGUCUUCAAAUGGAAACCGUAAACAUGAACCACAAUCCUCCAACACUGGGAAUCACCACUCUGCAAAAGCACCAUCUAAACAACCAUCCAAACCAGUGCCUGCUUAUGAUGAAAAGAUCACGGAGCUGAAACUCUACAUAGACAGUUUGGAGAAAGAGAGAGACUUCUAUUUCUCUAAACUAAGAGACGUAGAGAUCCUCUGUCAAAACCCAGACUCUGAACACUUACCUCUUGUUGGUUCCAUCAAAAGAAUCCUAUACGCAGCAGACGGUGAAGAUGUGGGAGCAGUAGCAGAAACAACAGAGACACAGACCUUAAGCCCCAUUGCUGAAGGAUCAGAAGAGAGAAGGAACAGUGUGAUUGAGUCACAGAAGAGAAAACUCAUAGUGAAUCUCGACGUUGAUGCUGCAGCCAUUACAACACUCUCUCCAAGACAACGCCUCUCUGAUGCUUCUGAUGUCAAAUGCAGUGGAUCUCCUCUUUUGACCUGCUGA
Microthlaspi erraticum is the source of this 978-nucleotide messenger RNA. The record is from the annotation of a GenBank genome assembly. NCBI's taxonomy places the organism in Eukaryota, Viridiplantae, Streptophyta, Magnoliopsida, Brassicales, Brassicaceae.